AUGUCGGGUAACGGGAGACUAAGGCGUCUAAUCGUCCUGGUGGACGGCUGUGAGCCGCAGGACGGCAAGAAGGACACGAACCCUUCGAGUAUCCAGAGGAUCAAGGCUCUGGUGAGGGAGGGUGUUUGCCACGUUGGAGGAGUUGAGAUCGCCCAAAUCCCAAAGUACUACACCGCUACUGCCAGUACCCCCAAGCUGAGCGACAGAUGGAAACCCAAGGCCUCCAAUGCCGAUACGACUCCUGAACUCAUCAAGACUAUUGUCAAGGAUAUCUCUUCGACUCUUGAGCGCCCUGAGGAUGAACUCUGGCUGUACGGCUCGGGUCACGGUGCCUUUGUAGCUCGGGCAGUCGCUGGCAUCAUUCAACGCCUUGGUUUGGCCAAAACAGCGUCGUCUGAGAUAUUCGACGACCUCUUUGAUGCAGCACUUGCACUCAUCAAGGCCCAGCUUGAGGACGACUUCAAGAAUGGCCCCCAACUUAUCCAAAAGAUCAAGAUCCACGCUGAUGAGCCCCCUCGGAUACGGUUCGUUGGUCUCUUCGACACGGUCAUUCGCACACCGCCAAAGGCUAGCGCAUACGACAUCUCGUUUGGUUCCUCAAUUGAGAUUCUUCGACACGCCCUCGCCAUAAACGAGACCCGCACCAGCAGAGGGCUCCAGGUUUUCAGUGCCCCAGAAGAGGCUGAGAUGACCACCCGAUCCUUCAUCCAGGCUUGGUUCUUGGGCACGCACGAUGACUUAAUCGGUGGCACAGCCCACGAUGGUCUCUCCCUCUAUCCGCUUCAGUGGAUCAUCCUGGAGAGCUUGUACGCUGGGCUAAGCUUACUCGCUAUGGAGAGCUCAACAGCCGCUGACAAUCCAAUGUCACUUGUAUUUCCUCAAUUUGCUGGCAACUUGCCAACACUAGAUGGUUCUGAAGACAUCCAGUGGCGACUCCAGUUCGCAAAUGGCAUUCGACUCAGCAUGUUUGACAUCCAGAGCUCUCAUGGCAAGCGCUCAGCCUCUGGGUUGGAUGUUCACAGCUUGAAACUUGAUUCAGAUCGAUACAAGCACAGUCCUACGCGUAAAAUCUUUGGAACUGAUGGAAAGCUCCUAGGGUGGAGUGACAGUGGUCCCUAUGGCACAAUGAUCCAUCCAUCCCUCUUCUGUGUUCUUGACCGUUAUCCCCGAUAUCUUGAGCUUCCCAAUCUCAAAGCACUCAAGGCUCAAAUCACCAACUUCCAAGACACGUACCUGGUCGAGGACCCCGAGUCGCUUGCCCCUUGGCUUCGAGACAUGCAACUCCAAGCUAGUGGUGUCAAGGCGUUCCGAAUCUUGGUUUGUGGAAAGACAGGUGUCGGAAAGUCGACACUCAUCAACAAGGUGUUUGGCGUUGAGAUGACAGACGAGUCUCUAUCCUAUCAGCAGGGUGUCCACGACAUCAAUGUGGCAUUUGAGUCACCAAAACAUCCCGGAUUGCUCAUCCACGACUCGAGGGGUUGGCAGGCGGGCAGUGAUACCGAACUUGACUUGAUUGCGAAGUUCCUUAGACAUAGAGCGUUUCAAGAGGAUCCUGCUGAGGCCCUCCACGUUAUUUGGUUCUGUGUUGAUUCAGACGUGGCUCGCAUUGAAGAAGCAGACAAGAGAACCUUUGCGACUAUAGCCCAAUACUCGCAUCAAGUUCCCGUAUUCGUUGUUGGAACAAAGAAAGAUAAGCUCAUGGGAUAUCGCAAGAUGCAGCUUCUGGAAGAGAUUAUGGAAGAAACAGGAAACUACAAAGAGGCCAAGAAGCAAGCCGAGGAAAAGGCCAGCGCGAUAGCUGAGGCCCAGUUCGCCGAGCUUCGGAACCAGCUCUCACAGAUCGAGCAUUACAAGGCAGAUGGCUUCUGCUGUCUUUCCAAAGAUGACGAUGCAGGUAUCAAGGAUCUCCUUUCCCAAACUAUCGGACUCAUCGCCGACGAACGCGUACGUCUCUUCUGUGUUGCCGCUCAAGUAGUUGAUGUUGAACAGAAGAUCAACUCGGCGAUUACAGAGUGUAUGAGACUUGGAACCCACGCCGUCCGCACCGCAGCCGUCCCCCUCCCCUUCACCGGCAUGAUAGGAACACCUACAGUGUCACGGCUCAUCUGCGAGCAUGUGCUGCAGUGCUUUGGCUUCCCCAAGACGACACCUGCAGAGGUUGAAAAGAUCAUGUCGGACGUGGUCAUGGGAAACAUGAGGGACUUUCUCAAGGUAUCUUUGACGCAGUUUGCAAGCGUAAGCGCUGUUGCUGUGGGUGUUGCGGUGCCUACGGUGGGAAUAGGCAUUGUCGUCGGUGCUGCUGGGUGUCUCCUCGGUCUCCCUCCCACGGCGCGGAUGCUUCUCAAGUGCUCCUGCGACAUGAUCCUGAUUCUUGAAAGGUCGUUCCGCUACGAUGGCAAGUAUGUUUCCAUCAAGCAGAUCGAAGACGCUGCGAAGUAUUACUCCAAGACAACCAUCACCUCCUUCUCCGGCAAGGAGAAGCGACUUCAACAGCAGGUCCACGACGAGAUCAACCAGCUUAUCCCUCUCAAGAAGGUGUCAGUUGGUUUCAGGUUUAACAAGCUGCGAGGUUCCAUCGAGGAGAUCAUCUACAGCAACCGCUUCGAUAAUGUUCCGAGGAACGCGUCUCUGAGAAGCUCCUCAAGCGUCGCCCUGGCACACAGCCACAGUGCACCCUCAGAGUUGUCUGCAGCACCGCCACCCAUCUGCGAGUUGCCCGGGGAUGAGGUUCAACUUCCUACACGAUCUCUGACGGACUCGGACGGCUACCUCAAGGCCGGCGAUGAAAAGCUGAGACCUGUGGUUGAACUGCCUGUAAACGAGGAGGUUGUGCCUCAAAGCUUGGUGGUGCCGGUACAAACAAACUCUUCCGAAAAAACUGCCACGCCUCCUCCAGCGCCUCAGGUUCGGCCUGCCGAGCUUGAUGCGAAUCCCCAGGUCAAUGACCCUUCUGAGGAAGCAGACGGUUCCUCAGGCAAGACCAAGUCCAGCCUUCGCUGGAGCAAACCCUCAACAUGGAAGCUGAGCUCAAGAAAGUCAAAGAACAAGUGA
Molecule: messenger RNA, 3051 nt
Organism: Fusarium keratoplasticum
Lineage: Eukaryota; Fungi; Ascomycota; Sordariomycetes; Hypocreales; Nectriaceae
Exons: 5
Coding region: 1-3051 (1016 amino acids)
Molecular function (GO): GTP binding
Source: RefSeq, a predicted model, not a curated record